Molecule: messenger RNA, 208 nt
Organism: Thamnophis sirtalis
Lineage: Eukaryota; Metazoa; Chordata; Lepidosauria; Squamata; Natricidae
Source: RefSeq, a predicted model, not a curated record
CGGAGCAGGACACGGAGGGACACGGAGGCAGGAAGCGGCCAUGGCAGACUGGGGCCGAGGUCCAAACACAAAUGCGGUGGAUGAUAUGUUAGAUGUGGAAAAUAAGCGCAGGACAGAAAAUCUGGCCACUAAAGUCACCCGUCUAAAAUCGCUUGCAUUGGACAUUGACAAAGAUGCUGAGGAUGAAAACAGGUACCUGGAUAAUAUG